AUGCUCCUCACUGACAACCUCAGAUUACUAAAGAAAAUCGGCUCAGGCGCCUACGGCUUAGUAUAUCUUGUGGAAGACUGCUUGACCCACAAAAAAUAUGCCCUCAAAGUCAUUUCAAAGCUCACAAACAACAAGAGUUAUAACAACAACGGCAAGGUAAAUAACAAGCCAAGCAUCCAGCUCGAAGAAAACAUCAACGCCCUAUUAUCCAAGCCUCAUUUGUGCUCGCAGAUUGCCGAGCUCAACCUCCAAACCAUCAAACAAGUUGGUCACAAUUACCAUUACCUCAAGGAAAUCUCGAUCCAUUUAAAAGUUAACGACCAUCCUAAUGUCGUCACCAUCCACAAAGUUUAUCAUUACAAAGAAUACUUGUUUAUUCUCAUGGAUUACUACCCGCAUGGCGAUUUGUUCGGCACCAUUGUCGAUGAAAAAGUAUUCCAAACGAAUCCAACUUUGAUCAAAUCGAUCUUCCUCCAAUUAUUAUCCGUCAUUAGAUAUUGCCAUGAAUUGAAAGUAUACCAUUGUGAUAUCAAACCAGAAAACAUUUUGAUCAGCGAAGAUUAUUCCAAGAUUGCCAUCACCGACUUUGGGCUUGCCGUGCAAAGCGAGUACGUUGCCGACUCGCUUUGUUGCGGAUCUUCGUAUUAUAUGGCUCCGGAAAGACUAUUGGGCACAGUUCAUCAACAUCAUAAUUAUUAUCCCACCGCGGCCGGCGAUUUGUGGUCGCUUGGGAUCAUUUUGAUCAAUUUGACCUGUAUUAGAAACCCAUGGAUGAAGGCCCUGGUACUGGAUGAAACUUUUGGGAUCUAUUUGAAUAAACCGGAAAUCUUGCUCAAGAUCUUGCCAAUCUCAAAAGAAUUGUUUUUCAUUUUGACAAAUUACUUGUUGGUGAAGAAUCCAUACAAAAGAAGUACUAAUAACUUGCCGAUUGUUCGUACUUUGGUGGGCAAUUGCAAAUCUUUCACUAAAGAAGGUCCAUUAAGUCGGUGUGAAAUUUUCACUACGUCUUCUUCUUCUUCUUGUACAACUGGUGACGAUAGUUAUCCAAGCUCGAGUUGCUGUUCUAUCACAUCAGCUUCUACAAAACGAUCAUACGAUUGUUUAUCAUACAAUACCAAUUCAUCAUCAUCAUCAACAACAACAUCUCCAUCAAAACGGUUAUCAUCAAACAUUAGUUCAACUAGUACUGCAUCAUUAUCUUCGAUUUCAUCCUCGUCAGAUGUUGCUAGCAACGAAAUCUCUCGUACCAGCUCUAGCUCAUCGGCGUCAAUCGAAUCUCUUCUUGAUAAUUGUAUCACUGGCGCUAUCAACAACAAGAAUCAGAAGAGACUCACUAGUAACAAGUUUGGAAUUUGUAUUAAUAUUAAGCCAAAGUUCCAGAUCCAGCAUCAUCUUCAUAAACCGUUCCAAUCCAACAACAACAUUAAUCCUAAAGUGGUUGACAAUUUUGAAGGCAUUGAUGCGUUGAUUGAUUACGAGUUUUCAUUUGCCGCUGGCAAACAAUAUCAUCAUUCUAACAAUUCGUUGUUCUCUUACAAAAAGUGA
Molecule: messenger RNA, 1545 nt
Organism: Saccharomycopsis crataegensis
Lineage: Eukaryota; Fungi; Ascomycota; Saccharomycetes; Ascoideales; Saccharomycopsidaceae
Product: putative serine/threonine protein kinase
Exons: 1
Coding region: 1-1545 (514 amino acids)
Biological process (GO): protein phosphorylation; mitotic DNA damage checkpoint signaling
Cellular component (GO): nucleus
Molecular function (GO): ATP binding; protein serine/threonine kinase activity
Source: RefSeq, a predicted model, not a curated record